Molecule: messenger RNA, 522 nt
Organism: Akanthomyces muscarius
Lineage: Eukaryota; Fungi; Ascomycota; Sordariomycetes; Hypocreales; Cordycipitaceae
Exons: 1
Coding region: 1-522 (173 amino acids)
Source: RefSeq, a predicted model, not a curated record
AUGAUCCAACUGCGCCAUGCCCUGCCCACUCCUUUUUACCUCGCCCUCGACACCCUCCUCACCCUCCUCCCGCUACUUCCCGACCCCUUCGCCCCUUCGUGGCCUCUUGUGCCCAACCAUACGGACCUCUGCGAGAACAACAUCCACGUCGACGUCGCCACGGGCAAGAUCGCCGGCAUCUGCGACUGGCGCCGCGCCGCGAUCAGCCCGUUUGGCAUGGCGCUGGGCUGGGUCGAGAUUGUCCUCGGCACGCUCACCACGAACGGCGACGAGGGCUUCUGGUGCUUUUAUCCGGCGCAUGAGGAGCCGAGGGCGCGUUUCUGGACGCGAUUCUGCACCUAUCGUGGAGGGCUGGAAGAGAAGGCUAAACGCCGCGUGGAGACGGCCAGGCUCGUGGGCCGUUUUCUGACGGCUGGAUUUCAGGGCGGGAAGCCUGCGGCCGCUGGGAGUGAGGAGUUGGGGUUUCUUACGGCCGUUCUUCGUCACGGUGCGUCAUCACUGACACCGUCGAAAGCCCCAUAG